UAUAAGCGUGUAACGUUGACUGUGAAUGAAGGCGGUUUGUCUCCGUUAGCUUCCCCGGUUAGCUCGGAGCAUUGUAGCUAGCGCCGCAGUGCUAAGCUAGCGGAGCAGCCGCGGUGCGUGUCGGGAAAGUUGAGCGGCCACACCGAGGGAAGUUUAGUGUCCUCGGCUCCAGCCUCAGGGCGCAAAAGCAGCUUGAAGUUAUCGCGCCAGUCUCCGUUAAAACCUCUGACAGGUUUGAAGCUUCGCUCUCACAGAAACAAACUGGUUCAUGGCUGAACUUCUCCUGUCGUUUGCUCAAUAAACUCUCCCUUAUCUACACUGGAGCCCUGCUGGUUUUACUGGACCGGGUGAAAAUGUGGCUGCACUGAGUCCGCGUCCGUGCUGUCCCCUGACUGAGCUCCGUGCAGACCCCACAGGCGUGUUUCUCACCCCUGCAGCUCUUUCUCAGAUGGAGAAUUACAGCAAAGCUCGCACCGUGGAGCAGCCGUGUGUCUGUCCGUUCCCCGGCCUCGCCGCCGACACGCCGGAGAUCCACGUCAAAGAUGGCAGCAAGAUCCGCAACCUGCUGCGCUACGCUCUGAGCCGCAUGGAGGCCAAAACCCGAGCGGCUGACGAGGAAGUACGACCUCAACCCGAGGAAGGCGGCGUAGAAGCACCGCAGGAGGCCCCGGGCCGGCCGCUCUGCAGACAUGUUGUCUUCACCGCGAGCGGGAAGGGCGUCUCCAAAGCCAUCACGUGCGCGGAGAUCGUGAAGCGGCGUGUGAAAGGGCUGCACCAGCUCACCAAGCUCCUGUACGGCACCGUGGAGGAGGUGUGGGAGCCGCUGGAGCCCGCCGCUGGCCUCGACAGCCUCACGGUCAGCAGGAACCUGCCUGUCAUCUGGAUCCUCCUCUCCAGAGAGCCGCUGGACUCCAACCAGCCGGGGUACCAGGCGCCGGGCCGCUACGACGCCCUGUGGACGCAGGCGGCCAACAGGGAGGAGGGCGGAGGGUUCAGCGGGCAGAGACCUGGACACAGGAGAAAGCGAGGAGGGGGCGGUGGCGGCAGAGGGAAAGGAUCCGGCCGUCAGAGCGGUCGGUCGAGAGAGGCGGCCAAAGGACAGAGUUGAUUCAGAUUUCUGAAGCAGCUGCUUGGAGCUCGGAAACUUUGUCCUCCUGAAAAGUCGUAGCUGGAGACGCAGCUCUCAUCACGGCUGCGACCACGAACGGGGAGUUUGUGUCCGUUUGAAUCUAAGAAGAGCCGGAAACUGCACACGUCUGAGAAGAUGACCUCACACGGAGGUCCCGCAGAGUUAAAUCAGCUUUAAGUUUCUGAGUCCCCGAGUUUAAUUUGUGUGUGAGCUGAUAAGAAAGCAGGAGGCGAGUGUUUCUCACACUGAACUUUGCUGUUUGUAAAAUAAAUGAUUUUAUUUACAAGAAGAAAAA
Maylandia zebra (zebra mbuna) is the source of this 1424-nucleotide messenger RNA. It is a transcript of the gene rpp25l, whose product is annotated as ribonuclease P/MRP 25 subunit-like. Gene Ontology annotation, molecular function: RNA binding. The record is from RefSeq and is a predicted model, not a curated record. Gene Ontology annotation, biological process: tRNA 5'-leader removal. NCBI's taxonomy places the organism in Eukaryota, Metazoa, Chordata, Actinopteri, Cichliformes, Cichlidae. Gene Ontology annotation, cellular component: ribonuclease MRP complex.